ACCAAGCAGUCUUUUCUUUCGAAGGACACUUGACAAAAACACUAAAACGAAGAACUAAAAAUAAAUAACAAUGGAGUUUGAGGAUCACGCUUACACCAGCACCACUUAUGACAAAACCAGACCCGUGGAGUUCACGUAUAAAAUGACUACCAAUGAAAUCGAGGAGUUUGUGAAGCUGAGGGUUUCAAAUAAUUACCUCUUCUCUGGAAGGAGAAAUACGUCCAUGUGGGCAUGGAGGGCCAUCCUGAAACACAUGGGCCUGCAAAACAAGAUGACUCAUAUUCAAGCAUCCAAAAAGUGGGAGAACAUGAAGAAGAGAUACAAGGACCUAAAGAACCCUCCAGAUGGGGUGAAAGUGUUCCCUGAUGCGUGGCCUUAUUUCAAUCUGAUGGACGACGCCAUGGAGGGUCGGCUGGAAGGUAACGCCCCCAUCCUCAAGGCCCUCUCCAACACUUGCGAUUUCGUAGCCAUCUCCAGACCCAAGAGGAGGAAGGUGGUGACCUCCCCCGUGCCUUCAUUAACAGGCGGGCCAGAGAUCGAGGUGUCGCUGAAUGGAGAUGAGGACGAGGAAGGAAACCAGGAGAUGGAUAACGCCAUGCAAGAGAUGGAGCACGGGAGGAGCUUGAUGGACAGUGAAAGACAGGUGAUGGAGAGGGAGAAACAGGUGAUGGAGAGGGAGCGGCAGGUGCUGCAGAGGGAGAGGGCGGUGCUGGAACGGGAGGUCGCCGCUCUGGACCGAGACCGAGCCUCGCUGGAGAGGGAGCGGGCGACGAUAGAGAGGGAGAAGGCGGUGAUGGAGAGGGAGAGGGCGGCGAUGGAGAGGGACAGAGAUGCUGUGAGCAGGGAGCGGCUGGCGCUGCAGCAGGAGAGAACACGACUGGAGAGAAUGUCUGCACCCAAAGAAAGGACUGAGGGGGUGACAGAAGAGAGCAGCGGGGUGAGCGACUCAGACGUCACGGACAGGAAGGAGAGGUUCCUCAACCUGUUUGAAAAACUGAUUGAAAAUGUUUGAUUUAUGUUUUUUUUUUUUGCACCAAACUUUCCCCCCAAAAACACACUUCUAGUUGCAUCUGCGUAUUAGAGGUCGACUGAUGUAUUGGUUUGGCUGAUAGGACGUUAAACAAACCAUCGUGUGGUAUGUGGACGAUGGCUGCCACUUCCUGGUUCAAAUUAAAAUCUGUUGUUUCAGAAUAAAAGCCCUCUAGUGUUUCAUACACAGUCAAGCCAGUGGCAGCCUCCGAGGCUGAAUGAAUUAAUAACGCCAACAUGAGAGUGACAAAAACUCUAGUUCAAACAGCGACUUGAGGCUGGCCUGAGAAGCCAGUCAGUUCCCAUGCACCCCCAAGUGCCCAAUUUACAGCAGAAAUGAACAUGUUUACAGCCUGGUACAUAAACAUGGUUCUGUUCUCUAACGCUAAUUUAAAAUUCAUGACAACUGUACAAGGUGCAAAUGUUUGUAAGACUCAUCAUUUGCAUUUUAUUAAGGGUCAAAGUUACGUAUAAGUAAGGACGGGCCGCUCUGAUUGACAGGCUGUCUGCUGAUAGCGUCCUCGGCCUCUCAGUCAGAUCCACCCCUUCACCUCUACAGCGCCACCCUCUCACCCAAAUAUGGUCACGUAUAAAUCCAAAAAAACAAGAUGGCGACGGCCACGCCGCGGAACUGUAGGCUUCAAAAUAGGAGUCCACACACCAGUGGGGGGCAUCACAGUAGCUAUGUGCAGUAUUUUUACAGUCUAUGGUUUUGACCAAGUCUUGUUUGUGUGUUGUAUGAAUCCUAAACUACGUUUACACGCACAAAAUAUUCAGUUUUUUGCCGAAUUCUGAAACACAGUAUUCCUACUAAGCAUUUUACAUGACUAAUGAAAAUGAAUAUUCCCGUUUACACCCCGCCCUGCAUACUCUGAUUAAUGUGCCUUAACAAUAUGGAAAAGUGGAACGACUGGAGCUGCUUGUCAUUUUGCUUCUUUGCAUCAAAACAGGAUUUUUUUCAAAGUUUCAGACUUCAGACUUGUUGACCAUGGUGGUAACACAGCCACCUUCUUUCAUUCCUUCAAUGACCUUCUAGAACAGGGGUCUCAAACUCAAAUUAUAGCUGCUGUGCAGCGAUGGGUCGGGUCUGGGCAUUUUUAGGCAAUUCUGAGCAACAAGCAGA
This is a messenger RNA of Epinephelus lanceolatus (giant grouper), 2152 nucleotides long. RefSeq lists its product as uncharacterized. Gene Ontology annotation, cellular component: cytoskeleton. NCBI's taxonomy places the organism in Eukaryota, Metazoa, Chordata, Actinopteri, Perciformes, Serranidae. The record is from RefSeq and is a predicted model, not a curated record.